Molecule: messenger RNA, 1865 nt
Organism: Olea europaea var. sylvestris
Lineage: Eukaryota; Viridiplantae; Streptophyta; Magnoliopsida; Lamiales; Oleaceae
Product: delta(8)-fatty-acid desaturase-like
Exons: 1
Coding region: 307-1653 (448 amino acids)
Biological process (GO): lipid metabolic process
Cellular component (GO): membrane
Molecular function (GO): oxidoreductase activity, acting on paired donors, with oxidation of a pair of donors resulting in the reduction of molecular oxygen to two molecules of water
Source: RefSeq, a predicted model, not a curated record
CCUUUCUUAGGAGUUAAGUCUCCGCAGCCAAAAAAUCAUGCCUGCCAAUCCUACCCGCGCGUAAUGCGCCAUGAACUCAAAUCUGCACCAUUAUCAAUUCCCAUAAAAGCCAACUGCAGAACAAGAAAUCAAAGCCAUUCUUAGCAUAAACCAAAUUGAAAAGAAAUACUAGAGAAAGAGAGACUUCAAGAAAACCAGUCGGGUUUUCUUGAUUUAACCCAGCCAGCCGUUUAACAUUUUAAAGGGUUGAUUUGAAGGGUUCGAUUUGAUUAAUUCUUUUGUUCGUCGUUCUUGCUGUCAUAAAAAAUGGGUGAUAACUUGAAGAAAUUCAUUUCAUCUGAUGAACUAAAGAAGCAUAAAAAGGCUAAUGAUCUUUGGAUUUCUAUUCAGGGAAAAGUUUACAAUGUUACAGAGUGGGCUAAGGAACACCCUGGUGGGGACAUCCCACUUCUGAAUUUGGCUGGGCAGGAUGUAACUGACGCAUUCAUUGCUUUUCAUCCAGGUACAGCAUGGAAUUAUCUUGAUAAAUUCUUUACAGGCUAUUAUUUAAAAGAUUUCCAGGUUUCUGAGGUUUCCAGGGAUUAUAGAAAGCUAGUUUCUGAUUUUUCAAAAGCUGGGAUGUUCGAGAAAAAAGGGCAUGGAGUGAUUUAUUCCCUUUGUUUCGUCGCAUUGUUGAUUUUAGCGUGUUUUUAUGGUGUUCUGUGCUGUGAUAGUUUCUGGGUUCAUAUGCUUUCUGGGGGAGUUUUAGGAUUUUCUUGGAUGCAAGUAGCUUAUUUGGGUCAUGAUUCGGGGCAUUAUCAAAUCAUGACUAGUCGUGGAUUUAAUAAAUUUGCGCAGAUUCUUACCGGUAAUUGCCUUACUGGAAUUAGCAUUGCUUGGUGGAAAUGGACUCAUAAUGCCCACCAUGUUUCGUGUAAUAGCCUUGAUUAUGAUCCUGAUCUUCAGCAUUUGCCCCUUCUUGCGGUUUCUUCAAGAUUAUUUCAGUCUUUGAAAUCGCAUUUCUAUGGAAGAAAUCUCACAUUUGAUUCCAUGGCAAGGUUUUUUGUGAGUUAUCAGCACUUGUCGUUCUAUCCAGUAAUGUGCGUCGCAAGAGUGAAUCUUUAUCUCCAGACUUUCUUGCUCUUGUUUUCGAAUAGAAAAGUGCCCGAUAGAGCUUUGAACAUAUUGGGAAUUCUCGUUUACUGGACUUGGUUCCCUUUGCUUGUUUCUUGCCUGCCCAAUUGGAACGAAAGGGUUCUGUUUGUCCUAGUGAGUUUUUGUGUCACCUCGAUUCAGCAUGUACAGUUCUGUUUGAACCAUUUCGCUGCAAAUGUUUAUGUGGGAUCGCCCAAGGGGAAUGACUGGUUUGAGAAACAGACGAGUGGGACAAUUGACAUCGCAUGCUCGUCUUGGAUGGAUUGGUUCUUUGGUGGAUUACAAUUCCAGCUUGAACAUCAUUUGUUUCCUAGGUUGCCAAGGUGCCAUUUGAGGAAAAUUUCUCCUAUUGUCGAGGAACUAUGCAAGAAACACAGCUUGCCUUAUAGGAGCUUGUCGUUUUAUGAAGCCAAUGUGUGGACACUAAAGACACUCAGAACUGCGGCACUGCAGGCUCGAGAUUUCACCGUCCCGGCCCCAAAGAAUUUGCUGUGGGAAGCAGUAAAUACUCAUGGAUGAGGAUUCAGGGGAGCUUGUGGAUCUUGUAAAAUUUUGUUGGUUCAGGUUUAGUUCUUUUUAGAUUUCAGGUGAUUAGGAUUCUUUUUGUAAUGUGCUUCAAUUCGUAGUUACACGAAAAGAUUGUUAGGAAUAUAGUCCUUCAGGCUAAAUUUUGUUUCUUCGCAUUGAGACAUUUCUUUAUUCAAUAACAAUAAAGGGACUUAUUUAUUCAA